CUCCGCUGUUUUCGUGAUUCAGUUUUUGUCUUGAAACUUCAAGAUGCCUGAGCCUGCGAAGUCUGCCCCUGCCCCGAAGAAGGGCUCUAAGAAGGCCGUCACCAAGGCGCAGAAGAAGGAUGGUAAGAAGCGCAAGCGCAGCCGCAAGGAGAGUUACUCCGUCUACGUCUACAAGGUGCUGAAGCAGGUCCACCCCGACACCGGCAUCUCAUCCAAGGCGAUGGGCAUCAUGAACUCCUUCGUGAACGACAUCUUCGAGCGCAUCGCCGGCGAGGCUUCCCGCCUGGCGCACUACAACAAGCGCUCGACCAUCACCUCCAGGGAGAUCCAGACUGCCGUGCGCCUGCUGCUGCCUGGAGAGCUGGCCAAGCACGCCGUGUCGGAGGGCACCAAGGCUGUCACCAAGUACACCAGCUCCAAGUAAACUGGGCCAAGAGCAGAAAAUUGGCUUUAAACACAGCUUUCCUUUCAUUGGACAGUGCUUCUUCUCUAAAAUACCUAAUGAAAAUGAGUAAUACUGGAAGAUAAAUGCAACAAUUUUUAACAACCAGGAACGAAUCAAUGAGACCCUGGUAUAACACUUUCUUCAGAGUAUAAUUCAUUGUAGAAAUUUAUAGAAAUAAAUAAAGAAAAUCAAAAUGA
This is a messenger RNA of Erinaceus europaeus (western European hedgehog), 642 nucleotides long. RefSeq names its product histone H2B type 1-C/E/F/G/I. Bases 44 to 424 code for a protein of 126 amino acids. Gene Ontology annotation, cellular component: nucleosome. Gene Ontology annotation, molecular function: structural constituent of chromatin; DNA binding; protein heterodimerization activity. The record is from RefSeq and is a predicted model, not a curated record. NCBI's taxonomy places the organism in Eukaryota, Metazoa, Chordata, Mammalia, Eulipotyphla, Erinaceidae. The transcript has 2 exons.